Molecule: messenger RNA, 744 nt
Organism: Colletotrichum chrysophilum
Lineage: Eukaryota; Fungi; Ascomycota; Sordariomycetes; Glomerellales; Glomerellaceae
Exons: 2
Coding region: 1-744 (247 amino acids)
Source: RefSeq, a predicted model, not a curated record
AUGACGUUGCGAGUUGAUGAUCUUGACCCUAAUGUAAGCGGCGGCACCAUGCGAACGAUGCUAUCAUUCGCGAGCGGAGGCCCGAAAGCAAUCGCGGCGGCUGGUCACCCGUCGCUGCUGACGCCGAUUCCUCACACGAAACCCAUCGAGGCGGUCCGCGGAAUCCACACGCAUCCCGUGCUUGGAUUAUUGACACUCUCUUCGCCGCCGGGCGACCAAGCGCGCACCCUCAUCAAUAGAUCUUGGGGUCUCCUGGGCGGCCCCGAAGGCAGCUGGGGUCCCAACUUCCAGUACAACGAGUACGAGAGGGCGCAGUCGUAUGUGGGAGCCGUCUUCAACUUGAUCCGCUGCUAUAUUAUUCUCACCGUGUUCUCGUGGGUGCAGUAUCCUUGGUUUUACAAUUUGCUAAUGCGCUCCGCACCGGACUUGGGCGUUGGUCCGUCUGAAGAGCAAAUUAAGGCUUUGCCUUUCACUGCGGCAGCUUUCGUUGAGGCCGACCCCCCAGAGGAGAUAAAUCGUGGGAAAGGGUGCCUCAUCAAGUUGAGGUACAACGAGGGAAACUACCCCUUCGCUGCCAUGCUCAUGGCUCAGGCAGGCGCCACACUGUUGUACGAUAGGAACUUAUCAGCGGGUAUUAAUGGCGGAUGUCUGACGGCUGGGGUGUUGGGGCCGGACUUUGUGGAGAGGGCGAGGCAGGGAGGUCUCGAGAUCGAGACCACCAUGGUUGAAAGUCUGAAGAUCUGA